UUAGGGAGGAAGGGCAGAGCCCAGAGCUGAGUCUGCUGCUGUUGCUGCUGCUGCUGCUCCUGCUGCUGUUGCUGCUGUUGCUGCUGGUGCUGAGGGUGCAGGCAAGGCUGGAAGCGGUGGGGAGGUGGGUCUCGCGGCUCGGGAACCGGGGCAGCCCCGGGGUGGUACCGAGGCCCGUGGGACAGCUUCUGUGGAGAAGGUGGUGGCUGGAAUCGCGACCUUGGUCAGACCUAGUUCGGUGGUGGACGUAGGGCGGAGGCGGAGGCCGAGCCCGAGCAGGAGUCUUCGGUGAGCCGGAGGGAGGCGCAACUGGCGAUUUGGUACCAUCGGCAGCCCGGGGUCUUGUGCGGCUAGAGAAGCUCAGCGGGACCUGGAGAAAGCCAGCAGAUCUGGAGGGCGUACACUUGACUCCCCGAGCCCAGUUUUAGGCACCAUUGGGAGCUAAGCCACGCGUCUUUUCAGGCAACCAGUUUCACGCGCGCGACAGUUUGCGGGUACCUGGCAUCCCAGAAAUCUUAAGCACGGAGGAGCGGCUAAUGGGAGCCAGAGCCACAUCCCAAACCUAGCUUGGCAGAGGGAUCUGCUGCAGGGUUCAUUGACCUAACCGCCAGGUCAGAGCACCGGCCCCACCCUAAGGGAGGGCGCACCCUGAGCUGGGAAGCGGGUACCGCGCUCCUGAGUUCGUGUCGUGGGCGCCGUCCUAGUGGCGGGGAGCGCACCGCCGAGGGGACAUGAGAUCGGAGAAAUCCCUGACGCUGGCGACGCCGGGGGAGGUCCGUGGGCCGGAGGGGGAGCAACAGGAUGCGGGUGAGUUCCCGGAGGCCGCGGGAGGCGGCGGCUGCUGUAGUAGCGAGCGGCUGGUGAUCAACAUCUCCGGGCUGCGCUUUGAGACGCAGCUGCGCACCCUGUCGCUGUUCCCCGACACGCUGCUCGGAGACCCUGGCCGCAGAGUCCGUUUCUUUGACCCACUGAGGAACGAGUACUUCUUUGACCGCAACCGACCCAGCUUCGAUGCUAUCCUUUAUUACUAUCAAUCCGGGGGCCGCCUGCGGAGGCCGGUCAACGUGCCCCUGGACAUCUUCAUGGAAGAAAUUCGCUUCUAUCAGUUGGGAGACGAAGCCCUGGCGGCCUUCCGGGAGGAUGAGGGUUGCCUGCCCGAAGGUGGCGAGGAUGAGAAACCACUCCCCUCCCAACCUUUCCAGCGCCAGGUCUGGCUCCUCUUUGAGUACCCAGAGAGUUCCGGGCCCGCCCGAGGCAUCGCCAUAGUCUCAGUGUUGGUCAUCCUCAUCUCUAUCGUCAUCUUUUGCCUGGAGACCUUGCCUCAGUUCCGUGCAGAUGGUCGAGGUGGAAGUAACGAGGGUGGUGGGACUCGCAUGUCCCCGGCCUCCAGGGGGAGCCACGAAGAAGAGGAUGAGGAUGAGGAUUCCUAUGCAUUUCCUGGUGGCAUUCCCCCUGGGGGGAUGGGGACUGGAGGAGGAACAUCCUCAUUCAGUACUCUUGGGGGUUCCUUCUUCACGGACCCCUUCUUCCUGGUGGAAACUCUGUGUAUCGUCUGGUUCACUUUUGAGCUCCUGGUGCGCUUCUCUGCCUGUCCCAGCAAGGCGGCCUUCUUUCGCAAUAUCAUGAACAUCAUUGACUUGGUGGCCAUCUUCCCCUACUUUAUCACCCUGGGCACCGAGCUAGUGCAACGGCACGAGCAGCAGUCCAUGAGUAGUGGCAGUGGUCAGAAUGGGCAGCAAGCCAUGUCCCUGGCCAUCCUCAGGGUGAUCCGCCUGGUCCGGGUGUUCCGAAUCUUCAAGCUCUCCCGCCACUCCAAGGGGCUGCAGAUCCUGGGUAAGACUUUGCAGGCGUCCAUGCGAGAACUCGGGCUGCUCAUCUUCUUCCUCUUCAUCGGAGUCAUCCUCUUCUCCAGCGCUGUCUACUUCGCAGAGGCAGAUGAUGAUGACUCGCUCUUCCCUAGCAUCCCAGAUGCCUUCUGGUGGGCUGUGGUUACAAUGACCACGGUAGGUUAUGGGGACAUGUACCCCAUGACGGUGGGAGGUAAGAUCGUGGGUUCACUGUGUGCCAUUGCUGGGGUGCUCACUAUUGCAUUGCCGGUACCGGUCAUUGUUUCCAAUUUCAACUACUUCUACCACCGAGAGACGGAGCAAGAGGAGCAAGGCCAGUAUACCCAUGUCACUUGUGGGCAGCCUACACCAGACUUGAAGGCGACGGACAACGGGCUUGGCAAACCUGACUUUUCCGAGGCCUCCCGAGAACGGCGCCCCAGUUAUCUUCCAACUCCACAUCGAGCAUAUGCAGAGAAAAGGAUGCUCACCGAGGUUUGAGGGAUGCAGGCAGGGCCUGUAGGAAAACGGGAGCUCUGAGCAAGCCACCUCUCAGGCUUCCUUCUCAUGCCCACUCCGCCCGCCAUAGCUCCAGAGGACCUCAACCUCCUUCCCCUGUACCCAGUACAUGGCAUCCUGGACCAAAUAUCUGGACUGUAGACUGUUGCUCGAUCCUCGCAGCAUUCGAGGUUCCUCCACCUUAGUGACAUUUUGGAAAUUUCAACGGUGCCACCCAGUCAUGUCCAUCUGUCACGUGGAUGAGAUACACAUUUCUGACUGACCUUCCCUCAAGACUGAAUUUUCAUACCCGGGUCUUGUACUAUCUCUAGGAAUGGUGACAUCAAUAGACUAGAAAGAAGCUGUACUCAGGUCCCUUCAUUAGUGUCCUUUGUUGGGUCAUGUACCUUCCUUAGUGUCUGGUCACUCGGUCCCUGGCAG
Molecule: messenger RNA, 2765 nt
Organism: Acomys russatus (golden spiny mouse)
Lineage: Eukaryota; Metazoa; Chordata; Mammalia; Rodentia; Muridae
Gene: Kcna6
Product: potassium voltage-gated channel subfamily A member 6
Exons: 1
Coding region: 732-2327 (531 amino acids)
Biological process (GO): potassium ion transmembrane transport; protein homooligomerization
Cellular component (GO): voltage-gated potassium channel complex; membrane
Molecular function (GO): protein binding; delayed rectifier potassium channel activity
Source: RefSeq, a predicted model, not a curated record